This is a messenger RNA of Phyllotreta striolata, 592 nucleotides long. NCBI's taxonomy places the organism in Eukaryota, Metazoa, Arthropoda, Insecta, Coleoptera, Chrysomelidae. The record is from the annotation of a GenBank genome assembly.
CUAACAACGCAACCAAAACAACUAAGAAAAUCCAUGAAGAAAGAUCAUGUCCAAUAACACUGAUUAUGGACCAAAAGCAGAUCAAUUUGAGGACCCUUCAAUGAUUCAACAAGAAGUCGAAGAAAUAAUAAAAGGAUUGCAUGUAACAGAAAAUGAUAGGGACCGUAUACAAGUUAGUUCUAUAGGACAAUUUGGCAACGAGGUAUACGAAUCCGAAAGAAAACAUAGAUUGACAGCAUCAACAUUUGGGAGCGUUGUCAAAAGGAGAAAGCACACACCAUGUCAUAUACUCGUUAGAUCCGUUUUAAAACCAACUGGCUGUAUGACGGAUGCUAUGGAAUAUGGAAUACUCAGAGAGAAGGUGGCCAAAGGCAUUUUCGAAAAAACUCAAAAUCUACCUGUAGCGGACUCCGGAUUGUGGAUCGACAUACACAAUUUAUAUCUUGCAGCUUCACCUGAUGAGGUCCUCCUGAGGUACGGCAGGAUGGGACUGCCUCAGGGGGAUCCAUUAACUGUGAUGCAGUGGCUGGCAAAAAGGCGCCUACUGGUAAAUUCUCGGGAAUGCGAAGUCUGUCACGUAAGUAUUGCUUAA